AUACACACAUACACACACACACACACACACACACACACAUACGCGUGCGCGCGCACAAAGAGCCGCGCUGUCACGUGACCGCACAAUUCAAGAUGGAGACGGGGCGACUGGGAAGCUCCACUGUUAGCUAGUUAGCUAGUUAGCUUGUGAAGUUGAAACCACAGAAUGGCGAAGACGACCUAACUUUGAGACGUGCGCGCGUGUGUGUGUGUGUGUGUGCGCGCGUGGCAGCCUUCGACCACGAUGAAGUAGAAACUGUGUUUUUUUUUUGCCAACACACGCCACCUGAAGAAUAUUGAAGAUAAAGCGGGAGGAGGAAGUACUGUCAAUGAUCAGCAUCAUAACAAACCCAUUUUGACAGAGAAGGGGAUCGAUAUGGCGCUGCGGGAGCUGAAAGUGUGUCUCCUGGGGGAUACUGGCGUCGGGAAGUCGAGUAUUGUUUGGAGAUUCGUGGAGGACAGCUUUGACCCAAACAUUAACCCAACAAUUGGGGCCUCAUUCAUGACCAAGACGGUGCAAUACCAAAAUGAACUACACAAGUUCCUGAUCUGGGACACGGCAGGACAGGAGCGGUUCCGUGCUCUGGCUCCAAUGUACUACAGAGGUUCUGCAGCAGCCAUCAUUGUUUAUGACAUCACAAAAGAGGACUCCUUCCAAACACUGAAGAACUGGGUGAAGGAGCUGCGGCAGCAUGGUCCUCCAAACAUAGUCGUUGCCAUCGCUGGCAACAAAUGUGACCUGUCAGAUGCCAGGGAAGUGCCAGAGAAAGAUGCCAAGGACUAUGCUGACUCCAUCCAUGCCAUCUUUGUAGAAACCAGCGCCAAGAAUGCCAUUAACAUCAAUGAGGUGUUUAUAGAGAUAAGUAGGCGCAUCCCCGUUGCAGACGCUGCAGGAGGAACUUCAGGAAAAGCUUUCAAACUGGGACGUCAGCCCUCAGAGUCUCGCAGGACGUGCUGCUGAUGAUGCCGGUGACUGUCCCCACAUGACCUUAUGACCUGACCUUUGCUUGCUCUCUGUGUCCCCGACCUUCUUCAGCUUAUGGCUCCACAUGUCCUCAGACACCCCUGCCGCCAGGUGCAGCAGUGUCAGUGCAUUUUUACAGCACUUAGGGACGGCAAAUCACCAUGUAGCGUCUGUAAGUUGCUGGCAGGAGAAAUACUUCUUGUUUACAGAGCACAGACAAAAAUGGCUGUAUGAAUACCUUCAUGUGACAGUGAAAGACCCCACCCCACUUGCCCCAUACAUGCAAUUUUUCUGGCUUCUAUAAUGGACACCGGUCUCUCUGUGGUUGUGUUGUAGUCCCAUGUUGAUCAGAGGAACUUAUAGCUACAGAUUCAUGAGAUUCAUUCAUUGUAAAUUUGUACAAAUCUAUUAUCUUUCAACAACAAAAAAAUAAUUGACAAUGGUUAAAUCUCAACAAAUUAUUUUGAUAAUGCUUAAGUUAUUGAGUUUAGUUUUUUGGAGGGAGACCUUUCCCCCAACGGUCUCAACUUCGUGGAGGAUCCAUCUUUAUAAUUCAUGUUUAUAAUCAAUAAUUUAUCUUAUUUGACAGAAGAGAUUAUCAGUGUUUGUACCAAUCUCUCAUCUUAAUUUGCUUGAAGGAUAAACUUAAGAAGGAUGGUGCAUGCUUGAUUUAAAUUUUAUAUUUGGUUGUUGUUUUUUUUCAUACAAACCACAAUCACACUGUCAGAUAUGCAGAAAUGAAAGGUGUGUGGAAGCCUUCUUCCUUUACAAUGAAGGAAUAGUUCAACAUUUUACCAAGACCAUUCAUUCGUGUUCAUGCCAAGCGUGGGAUAAGAAUAUUGACGCGUCACUUAUGUCUGUAUGGUGAAUAUGAGCCCGGAGCCAGCAGCUGGUUAGCAUAGCACAACUUUAAGACUAAGCCUAGCUUGCGGCCUUCCUCCCUUUCUAGUCUUUAUGCUAAGCUAAGCUAACCAGCUGCUGGUAAUUACCUUUACAUUAAAUGCUUGGAUGUCAUCUAACUCUCCACAAAGAGAAGAAGCAUUAUUAUCCAUACUUGUCCUUUAACUCUAAACUUUGGUUGUCCUCUCUCUUUGGCAUGAUAUUUUGUUCAUCACUUGCCCCCCUGGAUGAUGAGACUGGCUUGCAACCGUUGUAAAAUUUCAUCUCUGUGAUGAGAAGAACCAUAGACUGUAUAUCGUGAACCUAACAGUCGACAUAUCCCAAUGACAGUGCUUUAAUCAGGGCAGAAAUUGCUGACUCCGUUGGUUGUGUUGAAGUUGAUUAUAUGAGAACAGUUCCAGCUGCUCACAUGUGUUCCACAUUUCCUCUGGUAAUUGCUGAAGAUCCAUGAGCAGACUUGUGUAUAGGAUGAACCCCAUCGUACACAGCGGUAUCCGGCCAGUUGCUUCCAAAUAUUCCUCAAACCUCAUUUUCCUCAGAUCGCAUUUUAAUGGUUCACUCGUGAGCCCGUCUAUCUUUAGUCUUUGCUGCUACUUAACAGCAAUUUUACAAGAGAGGCCAGUUUUUGUGAGGUAUUGCCAAAUUCUUUAAUUGUGCAAUAAAUAUCGCCCAACUCCCCCGCCCCCCCAGUCCCCAGGCUCACACUUCCAAAGUUGUUUUACUACCUGGCCUAUGAUGAAAACUAUGAGAUCUGGAAACUAGACCUGGUUCAGAGGAAACUCAGAUUUUAGAGCUUAAAUCUCCCUUCAGCAGAAGUUUAUAGUUGGAGAAUCAGAUAUAACACCGCGUUGACAUGCUGACCCCUUAAUGAACCUUUGUUUCCAUUCUGCUCUGAAUUACUGUGUGCUUGGUUCCAUCAUCUCCUUUCUGACUUUCCUUUCUCUCACUUUACCAACUCUCACUGUCGGGCAAGAUUUAAAUUAUAUUACAGUAUGUUACAUCAUUCCCAGAUUCCAAUCAUCAGCUUUUAAUUAAAAAUGAAUUCUUUAUUAAUCUUUAUGCUAUGUUACAAAGUAAAUCUCAUUUACCUCUAAUAUUGGCUUAAAUUAACUUAAGUAGCUGUUGACCCAUGAGCCCAAACUGACUUAUUAAUUCUGUGUAAUUUCAUGCUUGCCACGAUCUCAUGAGCCCUUUAGCCCCAAAAACCUCUUUUCGAUUUGCCAAAAAAUACAGAUGUGGUCUAAUUAGACGGCAUUUGCACAUUUCUAAAUAGGAAUUUUGUGCGUUUCUGUCAGUGCGAGGAACUUGAUUUGCCUUUAAGCAUCUUAAAUGUAGCUGUUACUGAUGAGUUCUGUGCUGAGCAGUGCUGCUUGUUUUUCAGAAUUUUUCCUGUGGAGUGCAAUAGUUGUUAUUAUGACAAAGGUAAAAUGUGACCUAAUCCAAGGAACCAGUUACAGAGUGAUGUGUUCACACAGCAAACCAAACACUUGUGCUAACUGUCUCCCAACAGGAUUGUGACACGUUUAUAUUGAAAUCAUUUUAUGCUUAUUUGGUGACAGUUUUGCUCAUACACACUGAGCAGAACCAAAUCCCUUGAGCGACAAAACCAAAACUUUUAAUUCAGUCGGCUGUCUUUAACAAUUCACCCAGCAUUGCACCGUAAUGUUAUCUCUAGCUAGUAUUUACUAAAGCUUCAGCAAUCACAUUACAAAGGGAAUCACUCUGGUACUUUGAAAGUUGCACUUUUGACUGACCGACUGUAUUAAUUGGCCCUUAUUACUAACCAACACUCUGCCUGCAGUCUGUUUAUAUCUCUGUGAAUUCACUUUGUGUAAAAUUCUUGCAAGGUUGUCAGACUUUCUUAAUAUCCCUUAAUGUUAUUUUAGGAUUUGAUUGUUUGCUCACAGUUCUUAUUGCAAUGAAGAUGCUGGUGCCAAAUAAUGUCAAAAACGUUUUACUUCAUCAUGCAUAAUUAACCAUUUUUUUAAUGUUGAUGUCAUAUACUGAUUGAAAGUACUAACCACAUAGAUACAUAAAUGCUUAUGAAAAUAUUUGAAGUUUAAUAAUUAUGGCAUGUUUUUCCCUUAUUUGGAAACAGGAGGCGUCAAUAGUGUUUGCCAAUUUUGCAUUGAAAAAUACCAUUAGUCUUGGGCUGGCCCUGGGAAUGUGAUUAAUCUGUAUUCUGUAUAUUUUUCAGUGUAGAUAAAUACCAUCAAUUUUCACACAAAUCAAUGACUCUAUUCUAUUGCAGGCCAGUUUUGUGACCACAAUAGACUUAUUCACCAUUUGCAGUACCCCCAUCAGAACUGUUGUUUCAUAUUGAUUGUAACAAAAUACCUGAAAACAUUUGUUAGCGGUGUAUUUCCAAAUGUGUAAAAAGGGAAUUGUCAAUUGUUUACUAAUAAAAGAUUGACAAAAAUA
Molecule: messenger RNA, 4284 nt
Organism: Scophthalmus maximus (turbot)
Lineage: Eukaryota; Metazoa; Chordata; Actinopteri; Pleuronectiformes; Scophthalmidae
Gene: rab22a
Product: RAB22A, member RAS oncogene family
Exons: 7
Coding region: 376-960 (194 amino acids)
Molecular function (GO): GTPase activity; GTP binding
Source: RefSeq, a predicted model, not a curated record